AUGCCUCUGGUUGUUAUGUGCGGAUUUCCUGCCAGUGGAAAGUCAACUCGCAGUCAACAGCUGUAUGAAUACCUAACACUGAACUAUCCUUCAAAGAAAGUUCACCUAAUUUCUGACCAUCCUGAGAACACAAACAGGAAUGAAAUCUACUCUGACUCUCAUAAAGAGCGUGAAACUCGUGGAAAUCUGAAAUCCAUGGCUCAGAGACUUCUAGGCAAAGAGGAUGUUGUAAUACUUGACUCAAUGAACUACAUCAAAGGGUUUCGAUAUGAGCUGUACUGUGUAACAAAGUCUUGCAGGACACCACACUGUGUCAUUUAUUGUGUCACAGAUGCUGACACAACCAGGCGAUGGAACUUAUCAAGAAGUGAGAAUGAGAGAUAUGAUGAUAAGCUGAUUGAUGAACUCAUCAUGCGGUUUGAAUGUCCUUCUCCAAAUAACAGAUGGGAUAAGCCGUUAUUUUCUGUGCUUCCAGAUAACUCUUUAGAUAUGUCAGAAAUAGCGAAUGCUUUAUUUGAGCUGAAAGCGCCACCACCGAAUCAGUCAACACAGUCACAGCCUUUAUCCUCAACAAAUUUUCUCUAUGAACUUGAUAAAACAACCCAAGAUGUUAUCACUUCUCUCAUACAAUCCCAGAAGACUGCAGUUCCCGGUGACAGAAUUAGAAUUCCUCACACAAAAGAAGACGUAAUGUUCAGUAGAUUAGUCAGUGUGGCUGAACUUCAGCGCCAUAGACGUCAGUUUAUCACAUACACAAAGAUGCAUCCUGUUGAUGAUAACAGUAAGCUCACAAACAUGUUUGUGCAGUAUCUAAAUAAAACUAUGAGUAAUUAA
Molecule: messenger RNA, 834 nt
Organism: Candidula unifasciata
Lineage: Eukaryota; Metazoa; Mollusca; Gastropoda; Stylommatophora; Geomitridae
Source: the annotation of a GenBank genome assembly